AUGAGUUCAGAAAGUGAUGAUGAAAACGUGAUUCGCUAUGGAACACCGCUGGAACCGUUUGAAGAAGAUGAAAUACCAACCAAGCGUAAGUUUCAACAACCAUCAGAUCAAUAUGCAGUUGACGCUAAUGGCAGACGCCGUUUCCAUGGAGCAUUUACUGGAGGCUUCUCAGCUGGCUUUGGCAAUACUGUUGGCACUCAAGAAGGUUGGACUCCAGCAACUUUUAAGAGCUCUCGUUCGGAAAAAGCACAGUUGUCUAGUCAAAAGCCCGAAGACUAUAUGGAUGAAGAAGAUAGAAGUGAGUUUGGUAUUGCUCCCAUGCAAGUGCAGACUCAGGGCGAGUUCUCUGGACAAAAGAGGGCUAAAAGUAAUAGGUUCCAUGAUGGACCAAUACCAGGAGAACCAGUAUUGGAGCAAAUAUUACGACCUGUGCAUGAAUCGGCUGCUGUACGUAUGUUGCGAGCUAUGGGAUGGAGAGAUGGACAAGGCACUGGUGAGAGGUUAACAAAAACUGAAAGGAAAAAGGCCAAACAGCAACACAAAGUAUACGGAUGCUAUAUGCCACCAGAAGUAAGGCAGGAAAAACAAGGCAGUGCAGAUGAAAGUUCUGAUUCUGAGUUUGAAUAUGAGACACUAUUUGCGCCAGAUGAUUAUGAACCAUAUAUCCUUCUACGUAAGAAUGAUCGGUUUGGGUUAGGAUAUAGCGGUCUAAGCAGGCAUUCUGUUCUUGGUAACCUUGUGGGAGAGUAUGGAAGUGGCGAUAGAAGGAGUAGACUUGUUAUGAAAGAAAAGGGAAAAAAGGUAUCAAUAAGAGGCCAGGCGUUUGGUGUAGGCGCUUUUGAAGCUGACGAUGAAGAUAUAUAUGCAACAGAGGAUAUGUCACAUUAUGACUUUGCUUUGGCUGGACCAGAAAAACAAAUUAACAAACAAACAGUACAGAGAGAGAAAAAUGUUCUAGAAGGUUUUGUUAAAUCGAAUAAGCCAUUACCAGCUGUGCCCUCAUACCCGGCGCCUACUUUGCCAAGAGACUAUCGACCGCAACCAGCCGCUCAAAGAAGAACAAGAUUCGAACCCACCGACAAGCCACAGAGAGAUCAAGGCCUCGGUCGUCACGAAUUAACAGCGGAAGCGAGAGGUGCUCUUCUAGGAGAAGCACAAGUGAAAAUAGAGCUACCAAAGCCUCAAGCAGAGGUAACAACAAACACGCCUGGCAAAUCGGAAACAACCAUGGAAAAAUUAUUUGGCAAGAAUAUUAAUUUCGUAACAGAGAAGACCGAAGAUUUCAUAUCAAUAAAAAGCUCUGGGGCUGACCUUAAAACAUUUAAACCAUUCGCCAGUGAUCCAUCUAAACAAUCGCGAUACGAACGGUUUCUGGAAAAUAAACUGGUAGAAAGGGAUAGCGAUAUGGACAAUGUCACUGCGUGGGAGAGGGACAGAGAGAUGUUGGAGUUUGAGCAAGCGGCCAAGUUGUAUCGGCCGCUCAGUGGUGUUAUGGGAGAUAGAUUCACACACGCAUCCCAACCGGAUGAUGCCCUUAACCCGAUGUGUGCUGUCGCGAAGAGUUCUAUCAAUUAUGGCUUAGCAAGUGAAGAGAUGGUAGAGGCGGCUAAAAAAGGUGCUUUUGGUGUUAUGACAAGGCGAACAGUUGACUGGCGCCCAGAGUCUCUAGUUUGCAAAAGAUUUAAUGUUCCAGAAAUCGGUGGAGGCAGACAACAACAGAAGAAAGAAGACAAGCCAAAAGUAUCAUACUCAAUUUUUUCGUAUAUGGAGACGUCCGUUCAUAAUAAAGAGAGCUUUACGAAGGAACAAAGCAAAUUUAGUGGCUCAAAAUCCAUCAAUACGGAAAAAAAAGCGACAGAAAUUCCUAAAACACAAGAAUCCACAACAAAAGUUCAAGAACAACCCAACAAGAGAAUGACAGUAGCGGAAUUAUUCUUAAAAGAAUCAGAAAAGUCCAAAGACACAGGUCAAGAAGUGACUGAAACUAUUGAAAAAUUCGACAAAAUAGAUCUUUACAAAGCAAUAUUCUUAAGCGAUAGCGAACCCGAAGAUGAAACUACAUCCACAAACUUCUAUGAAGCACCCAAAAAUGUUGAAAGAAAUGACUCCCCGCCCCGUGGUAUCUUCGCAAAUAUAAACUUCGAUGAAAUCAACUCUUGGAAGAGGUCUCAAAAGGACAAAGACAAUUCAAAAACCGAAGCGAGCAUAAAUACCAAAGCAGAAGAUGAAAAAAGUGGAAUAGACAAAAACGAUGUUGUAGAGUUAAACAUGUAUGGUCCUAAAAUUCCGGACAAUUUACAACUAAAUACAUCAACAAAUACACACUUUAAACCUAAAUUUAGAAGUAAAGAUGAAAGAGAUGAGUCUUCCAGUUCAGAUUCGUGGGUUGAUGCAAAAGAAGUUAAAUCAAAGAAGCAUAAGAAAAAGAGCAAAAAACAUAAGAUGAAACACAAAAAGUCAAAAAAUAAGAAAAAGGAUAAAUAA
Messenger RNA from Pieris macdunnoughi, 2484 nucleotides. Lineage: Eukaryota; Metazoa; Arthropoda; Insecta; Lepidoptera; Pieridae. The record is from the annotation of a GenBank genome assembly.